CAGUCUUUUCUUGGCUGAGAUUACAACUUGCUGUCUUCCCACCUUUCCUCACAACACAACCCAAUUUUUGAUUAUUUACUAAAAAAUCUCGCGUUUAUUUUGUUCAAGAUUGUGUUUUUCAGUGAUAUUUCGCACCUAUGCGAAGUGGGUUCUGAAAGGAAAAAAGAAGGGCUCGAUUUCAGGGGAAAGAAUCUAUGGCGACUGUUGUGGAAGAUGCGGUGGAAUAUUCCUUCGCGAUGGAAUAUCUCGGCCCUCCGAUCACCCGUGAGCUGCCGCGUGCCGUGCCUAUCAAUGUGGAUCGGAUUCCGGUGGCCUCCGUCGUCUCCCCGCUCCCCUUUUCCGGCAGCUUGUCUCUGCCGGUGGUGCACCCUAUCGGCAUGAAGCUAACCAAGGAUUUGAAAUUGAGCUCCGUUUCGCCGACUUCGGUGAUUGUUUUGAAUCAUGAGGUGAGUGAGGGUUCUUACAAUAAAGACACUGAUGCUAGCGUUUCUCCUAAUAAUGCAUCGCCACAAAGUGAAAUUGAAACUGAAAAUCCUAAAGUUAAUGACAUAUCUGGUGAAUUGAGUAGUGAUUUCGAGUGUUGCAAUCGUGAUGAUGUGUUGAGUGGAGUUGAUGAGUUUGUUGGUGGGGUUGGGAGCUCAGAGUUAGAGUCUUCGAAUGCUUGCAAGGAGAGCUUAGAUUUCAACGAGUCGAACAGAACGGACUGGGAGUCGAAUGAGUCGGGUUUGAGCGUUGGUUGUCUUUCCUCGAGGGUUGGGAAUCAAGAUUCUGGUGGUGGUGGUGGUGGUGAUGGGAGGCGAGCGUCACUGGUGACGUUUUGUGAUAUUGAGUCGGACGAUGAGAAUGUUAACGAGGACUACAGGCGUUCUAAGCCUGAGGUGGUCGAAAUGAAGAAAGAGCCUGCGGGAAAGGUCAGGAAAGGAGCGUGCUAUCGGUGCAUGAAAGGAAGCCGGUUCACGGAGAAGGAGGUGUGCAUGGUUUGUGAUGCUAAGUAUUGUAGUAAUUGUGUGCUUAGAGCAAUGGGGUCGAUGCCUGAGGGUAGGAAGUGUGUGACUUGCAUUGGCUACCCCAUUAGUGAAUCGAAGCGUGCCUCUUUGGGAAAAUGCUCGAGAAUGCUCAAGCGAUUGCUUAAUGAUCUGGAGGUUAAGCAGGUGAUGAAAGCUGAGAAAUUUUGUGAGGUGAAUCAGUUGCCGCCUGAGUAUAUCUGUGUAAAUGGUGUGCCUCUAUAUCAUGAUGAGCUUGUCAUGCUCCAGAGCUGUCCUAAUCCACCGAAGAAGCUCAAGCCGGGAAACUAUUGGUAUGACAAAGUAUCAGGUCUUUGGGGAAAGGAAGGGCAGAAGCCCUUACAAAUUAUUAGUCCCCAUCUCAAUGUUGGGGGUCCUAUUAAAGCAGACGCUAGCAAAGGGAACACUCAAGUUUACAUAAAUGGUCGUGAGAUCACCAAAGUGGAAUUGCGCAUGUUAAAGUUAGCAGGAGUUCAAUGUGCUGGAAAUCCACAUUUUUGGGUGAAUGAAGAUGGUUCAUACCAAGAGGAGGGACAGAACAAUACAAAAGGCUUUAUAUGGGGCAAGGCUGGAACGAAGCUGCUUUGUGCUGUUCUUUCUCUCCCAGUUCCCUCUAAAUCAUCUUAUCCUUGCGGAGAACAAAUAUCUAGCUCAGAUUAUCUCGAGCAGAGAGUGAUUAAGAAGCUUCUUCUGAUUGGAUAUAGUGGAUCUGGAACAAGUACCAUUUUUAAACAGGCUAGAAUUCUUUAUAAAGACAUACCCUUUUCCGAGGAUGAGCGGGAACACAUUAAAUUAAUCAUCCAGAGCCAUGUGUAUAGCUAUAUUGGGAUACUGCUUGAGGGCCGUGAACGAUUUGAAGAAGAAAGUUUGAAUGAAUUGAGGCAAAAUCAGUCUUGUGGCACAACUCUUGCAGGACAUGAUGAUGCCAAUGGUGAAGAGACUCCUUAUUCAAUUUGUCCCCGACUGAAGGCAUUUUCAGAUUGGCUACUUAAAAUCAAUGCAUCGGGAACUCUGGAAGAAAUAUUCCCUGCUGCUAGUCGGGAAUAUGCGCCACUAGUUCAGGAGUUGUGUAGUAGUGCUGCUUUCCAGGCAACUUACAAACGAAGACAUGAAUUGGAAAGCCUCCCCAGUGUUUCAAGUUACUUCCUAGAGCAGGCUGUUGAAAUAGUGAAACCAGAUUACAAACCAUCUGAUUUGGAUAUCCUUUAUGCUGAACAUGUUACUUCGUCCAAUGGGCUGGCUUGCAUUGAGUUUUCUUUCCCUGAGCCAGUAUAUGAUGGUGAUAUGGAUAGUGGGGAUAUGCAUGAUUCCCUGCUCAGAUAUCAGCUGAUCAGGAUGCAGGCGAAAGGCUUUGGAGAAAACUGCAAGUGGCUGGAGAUGCUUGAAGAUGUCCGGAUCGUUAUUUUUUGUGUCUCUCUAAGUGACUAUGAUCAGUUUGCUCUUGAUGGUGAUGGAAACAGAGUGAACAAGAUGAUGUUGAGCAAAAAGUUGUUUGAGAACAUGGUCACUCACCCAACGUUUGAUCAGAUGGAAUUCCUUCUCCUCUUAAACAAAUUCGACUUGUUUGAGGAAAAGAUCGAGCAAGUUCCUCUGACUACAUGUGAGUGGUUUGAUGAUUUCCAUCCGGUGAUCAGUCGCAACCGCUCCAACAGCAACAACGCAAAUCAUCCAACCCUGGGGCAGUUGGGUUUUCACUAUGUUGCUGUGAAGUUCAAAAGGCUGUACGCGUCCCUGACAGGAAGAAAGCUGUAUGCAUCGGGGGUGAAGGCUCUGGAGCCUGUGAGUGUAGACGCAGCGCUGAAAUAUGCAAGAGAGGUAUUGAACUGGGACGAGGAGAGGCCAAAUGGUUGCCUGAGUGAAUAUUCGAUUUAUAGCACGGAUGCAAGCUCGUUUUCUCAUUGAGAAUAUCUCCCGUGCCUGGUGUACAGAAUUCACAUUUAGAUUUUGAUCCUACUCUGAUAGAGAUUACAGAUUCCUUUUUUCAUUUUUUAGGUGAUUUGUGUGAAUUCAUGAUAGAUUGAUAGGUAGUGUUAGUAUAAAUGUAAAAUUCCAGAACUGAAAGCUACUCGUAUGUGUUUGUUCAGUUACUAAGAAUGCUUAUUUUAAAGAUAAAGAAUAACAUCAUAUGAUUAAAGUA
Molecule: messenger RNA, 3141 nt
Organism: Salvia hispanica
Lineage: Eukaryota; Viridiplantae; Streptophyta; Magnoliopsida; Lamiales; Lamiaceae
Product: extra-large guanine nucleotide-binding protein 1-like
Biological process (GO): G protein-coupled receptor signaling pathway
Molecular function (GO): guanyl nucleotide binding; G-protein beta/gamma-subunit complex binding; GTPase activity
Source: RefSeq, a predicted model, not a curated record